AUGGUAGCAUGUGUCGACAUGGCUUUCUCCGUAAUUCUUCCACCUUCUUACUCCUCCUUCUCCAAGCCCGCUUCAUUCUUAAGCAACACUAGAUUCCCGGGCUUGGGUUUGGGCCUGGGCCUGGGCUUUCAGUUUCAGAGAAAAGGAAGAACGAUACGGAGACACCUCAAGCUCCUUAUCGGCGCACAACUUUCCAACUCAUUCUCUUUCACCUUCGGACUCGACUCUCCGAAUUUGAAAUCCUUUCAGUCUCAUGAUGAUCUAUCAAAGUUGUCAUGGAGGGGACCCGUUCCGGGCGAUAUUGCCGAAGUCGAGGCGUAUUGUCGGAUCUUCAGAAACUCCGAACGGCUACAUUCUGCGUUAAUGGAUGCAUUAUGCAAUCCGCUGACCGGAGAAUGUAGUGUCUCGUAUGAGGUUCCGUCGGACGAGAGGCCUCAACUUGAAGAUAAGAUAGUUUCUGUACUCGGAUGCAUGGUGUCGCUUGUGAAUAAAGGAAGGGAUGAUGUUCUUACGGGAAGGUCGUUAGUUAUGAAUCCGUUUCAUGAUGCAGAUGAUAGCGCGAUUGAGGAUAAGCUUCCUCCGCUUGCUGUUUUCAGGAGCGAGAUGAAAAGGUGUUCGGAGAGUUUACAUGUUGCGCUUGAGAAUUAUUUAGUACCUGAUGACGAUCGGAGUUUAAACGUGUGGAGGAAGCUUCAGAGACUGAAGAAUGUUUGCUAUGAUUCUGGUUUUCCUCGUCGCGAGGGUUAUCCUUGUUAUACAUUGUUUUCUAAUUGGAGUCCUGUGUAUUUUUCGAGUUCUAAAGAUGAUACUGAAUCCGAAGACUUAGAAACGGCUUUUUGGACUGGUGGUCAGGUAACGGAAGAAGGGUUAAAGUGGUUACUCGAUAAAGGUUUUAAGACAAUUAUCGACAUCAGAGCCGAGAAUGUAAGAGAUAAUUUCUAUCGAGCCGCUGUGAAUGAUGCUAUUUCAUCGGGAAAAAUCGAGUUAGUAAAAAUUCCAGUUGAAGUUAUGACUGCACCAACAAUGGAACAAGUUGUGAGAUUUGCAUCUUAUGUCUCAGAUAGCAGCAAAAGGCCUGUGUAUCUUCAUAGCAAAGAAGGAGUUUGGAGAUCAUCGGCCAUGGUCUCCCGAUGGAGGCAGUACAUGACUCGCUCUUCCUCGCAGAAUGUUUCUAGUCCACCAAUUAUUCCCUCUAACACGUCACAUUCUACAAAUAGUUCUGGGAAACUGCAGGAUUCUUCCGUGACUGCAGCAAGAUCCUCCCUCGAAAACGAUAUCACUUCAUUGCAAGACAGUUUCGAUUCAAAAUCCGACAUAAGUAUCUCUGAAAAUAGCUAUGAUGGAAAAACACAAGGUAAUGCAGCCUUAAAUGGAAUUUCUUCUGAUAAUACAAUAUUGGAGACGGAUGUCGAUGCUGCUAAUAAGGAAGGAUCUUUUCCAAGUUUUAUCACCAAAAUCAACCCUUUAAAAGCUCAAGUUCCUCCUUGUGACGUCUUUUCCAAAAAAGUAAUGUCCAAUUUUUUGGGUAGCAGGAAGAUCACAUCUCCUGAUUAUAUCGAUUAUCGAAUUAAAAGAGCAAAAUGCUUACCACAAUUUAAGAAUAUGGCUAUUAGAGGACUUCAAGGAAAUCUGAUUGUUUCUAAUGGUGCUAUUGUGGGUCCUGAUAGCUUAAAUGGAUCAGCUCAUGUUGAUUAUCCAUCUGGAGAGGCCGGAUUUGGAGUCGGCGGCAAUGGGAAGUUAGUGAAUGGGAAUACUUCUAGUUCUGGUAGCACAACAGUUAACGGAUUUAGUCAAGGGGAAUUGCAUUACACGAGUAAUGCCGAUGUCUCCGGUAUUGUAAAUAAUGAUAAUGUCACAACUAAAACUCAAAUUGUUGAAGAUGGUACAGUUAAGGCUCAGUUAAGUUUACAUGAUGAAGAAUUGAGAACCAUUGAAGGUGAUAUGUGUGCGUCGUCAACGGGAGUUGUAAGGGUGCAGUCAAGAAAAAAAGCAGAGAUGUUCUUGGUUCGAACAGAUGGAUUUUCUUGUACCAGAGAAAAGGUCACUGAAUCUUCUCUGGCUUUCACUCAUCCUAGCACCCAGCAACAAAUGCUUAUGUGGAAGUCUACACCAAAGAAUGUGCUAUUAUUAAAAAAACUGGGGGAUGAACUUUUGGAAGAAGCAAAAAUGGUUGCUACUUUUCUACAUCACCAAGAGAAAAUGAAUGUAAUUGUGGAACCUGAUGUACACGAUGUAUUUGCUAGAAUGUCGGGUUUUGGAUUUGUGCAAACCUUCUACAGCCACGAUACCAGUGAUCUGCACGAGCGAGUAGAUUUUGUUGCAUGCUUAGGGGGAGACGGUGUUAUACUGCACGCAUCAAAUCUUUUCAGAGAUGCUGUUCCUCCUAUUGUAUCAUUCAACCUUGGUUCCCUUGGUUUUCUGACUUCUCAUAGUUUUGACGACUUCAAGCAAGACUUAAGACAAGUCAUUCAUGGAAAUACAUCACGGGAUGGUGUCUACAUUACGCUUAGGAUGCGUCUCCGAUGUGAAAUUUUUCGUAAAGGUAAAGCAAUGCCGGGGAAAGUAUUUGAUAUCCUCAACGAGGUGGUUGUCGACCGGGGUUCUAAUCCAUACCUUUCAAAGAUUGAAUGCUAUGAACAUGAUCGACUUAUAACCAAAGUACAAGGUGAUGGAGUCAUCGUUGCCACCCCUACGGGAAGUACUGCCUAUUCUACUGCUGCUGGAGGUUCCAUGGUCCAUCCAAACGUUCCCUGCAUAUUAUUUACCCCAAUCUGUCCACAUUCACUGUCAUUUAGACCAGUCAUACUUCCAGAUUCUGCUCGAUUAGAAUUAAAGAUUCCAGAAGAUGCUAGAAGUAACGCGUGGGUUUCGUUCGAUGGAAAGAGAAGACAACAGCUCUCAAGAGGAGACUCAGUCCGAAUACAUAUGAGUGAGCAUCCCCUCCCAACUGUUAACAAGUUUGACCAGACAGGCGAUUGGUUCCGUAGCUUGAUUCGCUGCCUAAAUUGGAACGAGAGGCUUGAUCAAAAGGCGCUAUAA
Vicia faba (fava bean) is the source of this 3039-nucleotide messenger RNA. The record is from the annotation of a GenBank genome assembly. Lineage: Eukaryota; Viridiplantae; Streptophyta; Magnoliopsida; Fabales; Fabaceae.